Messenger RNA from Heterotrigona itama, 2550 nucleotides. The record is from the annotation of a GenBank genome assembly. Lineage: Eukaryota; Metazoa; Arthropoda; Insecta; Hymenoptera; Apidae.
CUUAGAAAUUUUAAUUUAAUUCGAUUGUCGAUUGGUAUCGAAUCGUUUAUGAUGGCAAUGUUUAAUAAACAUAAUGGCGAUUCAAGCAGCUCUGAAGAUGAAAUAUCAAAAGAUGCAUUAAAAGAAGCGAUAGAUCAUCAAUUUCUGAAGAAUGACUAUUUCUCCAACGAAAAAUUUCAAAAUUCAGAUGUUUCAAAGAAAACAGAUGAACAUAAUAAUUUGACAGAAGACAUUCAUGUGAGAAAUCCCGUGUCAUUAAGAAAGGAUUUAAAAGAAAAAAAAACAUUUUCCAAUUUUGGUGUGAGUCCAACAUUUCAAAGUUUUGUUGCAAAAAAAUUGGAUGAAAUAAUAGAGAAAUCAAUCAAAAUAAAAAAGAAAGUAAAUAGUAUUAUAAAUGAGAAAGAAGGCAAAGACAAUAAUUAUGGUAUAAAGUUACUGAAUUCCUCUGUGGAGUUUUUAACGACUGAAGAAGAAGAUGAAAAGCCUCAAAGAAAAAGAAAAAUUGAAGCAACUAUGGAUGAUGAAACAAAUUUGUUAAAAUGCAAACAAGUAGCUGUGAAUCCUGAACAAAUAUUAUCAAAAGUAGAGACUAAAGCUUGGACAAGUAGAAGGAAAGGACCUGAAUUCAAUUACAAACAAUUGAAGAAUGGUGUAAUGUACGACCUUGUAUAUAUACUUGUCCACGAUGUGAAAUAAGAUAUUGCAGCUCUAUUUGCUAUAAAUCAGAAGCACAUUCAGAAUGUUCAGAAAGUUUCUAUAAACAAUGUGUAAUAGAUGAAAUAAAGUCUCACGGAAAAGACACAGAGGAUAGAAAGAAAAUGUUAGAAAUUCUCAAAAGAGUACAUGAGGAAGAUAUAAAAAAUAUGGAAGCAUUAGCAAGCGAUGAUGAGAUUGAUAAUGAUGAGUUAGAAGAAGAACUUGAUUCAGAUGAUGACAAUGAUAUACCAGAUUUAGAAAGGAGGCUUCAUAAUAUAAAUUUAGAUAAUGCAGAUGAAGUAUGGUCUGCAUUAACAGAUGCUGAAAAGCAGGAAUUUGAAGCUCUGAUAAAAAAUGGUGAUGUAGAGAAAUUUUUACCUAAAUGGAUUCCAUGGUGGACAUAUCAUACUAAAAAGAAACUUGUGCAAGAUAUGGAUCAAAAAGAUGAUGAACAACAAUUGAAACUGCCUCCUCUAAUAGAUGUUCCAAUACUUAAGGCAUUGCAAAAAGCUUCUCCAAAUAUUGAGUUUAAUGUAGUAAAUGUAAUGUAUGCAUAUGCAUACAUGGCGAACUAUCAUAAUGGUGACUAUUUAAACUGUCCAUUAGAAGCUACGAUUGUCUUUCUUGAUCUUAGUGAUAAUAUGAAACUUAAUACAGUCUAUGAAAAUUCAGAAUCAGCAAUAGCUUCUGUUGUUCACAAAAUUACUAAUUGUAAUUGGUUAUCACAAGAUGAACAAACUGUAUUAGCUUUUAAGGAAGCUGGUAAUACAAUAAUGCAAGGACCUGAUAAGAAGAAUGAAUAUCUCUAUGUUGCUGUUGCACUUUCAGAAUUACACAGAUUAUUAACAAUGACAACAGAAGAAAUAUUGAAAUAUAGAAGUAAAAACGCGAAUAAAGAAUUUUUCAAAAAAUUUGUUCAAAGGAAUAACGUGGAUAAUAUAAAUUUAUCAAGAAAACAGCUUCUUUUACACCUCAAGAAAUUGGAAUACUAUUUAUCAUGGAUUAAAAAUCGCCAUAUAAAUACUUGUACAUAAAAUUAUUUAACAAUUAAUGAUUCAUUGUGAGAUACUUUUAAAUAGAUUUUAAAUUUUUAUAUUUCCAACCAUAAUUUCAUGAUUAAAGAAAAUUCACUCACCGAAUCCUCUUCUUUAGCAGUAUAUCUUCUCAAUAAUUCCACUUUUCAUACAUUUAACAUGACAACACAAAUUUUUCAAACAUUAAAAUUAAGAAUUAAUCUGCACGUUAACAUACAUGUUAUUGCUGUUAAAAAAUGCAAAAUUCAAACUCUAACUUCGAUAAAUGGAAUCGAUAUAUCGAUUUCUUAUUUAUCUUAUCACGAAUAUAAUCGCAAAUCUAUUCUAAUAUUUCGGGCGUGAAUUUUAAAUACAAAGAUAUUUUAAUAUUUUAGCUUAUUAUAUGCUAUUUACUUAUAAUAUACUACUCAUUUUUAGUGAAAAGAACAUUACUCGUGAUAAAUUUGAGUUAAUAUUCUUUCAUAGUUAGCAAUUUUGCUAAUACUUAAUCUAUUUAUUAAAUUUUUAAAGUAAUAAAACGUAUUUUAAAAUUAAUUAGAAAUUAUUCCACUCGUUAUAAAUUUUUAUUAAACUAAUUAAUUUAUAUGUAUAUAUAUAUAACACAUCACACAAAUGAUUGUUGAUUAAUUUUUAUCUUCUUAAUUAUCGCAUUGACAAAAUUGAAUUCCCUAAUUUACUUUUUGGCUUGCAUUGAAUUCCUAAAACUGUUACUACACAGUUAAUUAUAUUUUAUAUUUAUAUGAAAGAAAUAUUAAUAUAUAAAUAUAUUGCAUUGUAACAUUAAUAUAUAAACAUAAAUAUAUUAACAGUUAAAACUUAA